UGUGCUCAAGGCGCUGCCUCCUCUCAAAUAGCUCAGCAGAGAGCAGAGACACGCACUCUACCGCCCAGAACCUAGACAUACUGGUCUUAAGACACACUGGACUUCUACAAACACCUGAGUGAUGGCAAAACACCAUUAGGACUACACUUUGGCGUUUGGACUUCUCGGAACCUGGAUGGACCCGAAUGAACCUGACUGGUCAAACGUGGCAAAGCACUUCGCCCCAAACGGUUUCAGCUCACCGCCUGACCAGGGUUACUUAAAGUUUGCUGGCCGCCACCACAGCGGAGGAGAGGGCAGCUCAGGGUCGGAAGAAAGCCUGAGAUUGGCGGAAUCCUCGGUUCCCACUCUGGACACGAACAGAAGCCAUCUCCUGCAGCGGAGGCCGGUAGACGCCUGUCUUCCCUUUGGACACACUACACAAGAACACGCCACCUUCAUGACGGAUCUGGAUCAGACAGGCAAACUGUUUCUGCCCAGAGGGAUUAAAAGGGAAUAUGUGACACAUCCAUCGAUUGAUAUGUACCAAAGUUUGCCUGUGGCAUCCGUGCAGGGUCCGAGUACCUACCCCCACGAUGUUCCUAACAACUUCAUGCACUCCAGUACAAGUUCACCCGUCUAUGUUCCCACUACCAGGGUCAGCUCCAUGAUCCAGACCAUUCCCUAUCUCCAAGGUGGCGGAUCGAGCCAGCAGAGCCACCCCGUUACUAACCACUCGGUCUGGACACAACCUGCCUCGGAAAGCUCAACCUACAGCUCUAGCAGACCUCACGAAAUGGUUUCCAGCAGAUUCUCCUUCUCCCCCAGCCCGCCCAUUUCAAACGGAGCUUCUCGAGAUUCUGGCUACCAUAACAGUCUGAAUGGCAGAGAUCAGUACACUGGCGCUUUGGCCAGGCCUCUUAAUGGAUCUUAUCCCAGCCCUUACACUUCUUACGUUGGGCCGCAGUUGGCUUCGGCAUGGACUGCAGCAAGUUCCUUUGAAAGCCCGAUGCUGCAAAGCUUGCAAAGCAGACCUACAACCAUACCAGUGCGGGGACCCAAUGGAGAGCUGCUGGAGGAGCUGUCCGAAGCCCGCGAAUGUGUCAAUUGUGGCUCCAUGUCCACUCCCCUGUGGCGACGCGACGGCACCGGCCAUUACUUGUGCAACGCCUGCGGUCUGUACCAUAAGAUGAACGGGCUCAGCCGACCUCUUAUCAAACCUCAGAAGAGAAUGUCCUCCACCAGGCGAAUUGGUCUGGCUUGUGCCAACUGUCAUACAACUACUACCACUUUGUGGCGCAGAAAUGCAGAGGGCGAGCCCGUCUGCAAUGCUUGUGGACUUUACAUGAAACUUCAUGGGGUUCCAAGGCCACUGGCAAUGAAGAAAGAAGGAAUCCAGACUAGAAAAAGAAAACCUAAAAAUUUAAGCAAGUCCAAGGGCACUUCAAGUACAAGCAAUACAGUCACCAUGACUCCAUCUUCUUCAUCGUCAUCUACAUCCAAUCAGGAGGAGGUACCUAGAGUGAAAAGUUGCUCACCCUCUAGCCAGACUACAGUUGCAGCUUCAGGGGACUAUCAACCCUUCCAGCAGGCAAUGUGGACAGACGAUGAACAGCUCCAUGGAGUCAGAUAACAGCAGAUCUCUGAAUAUAACUUCCACCCUCUCUCCAAGGAAAGGCACAUCCUCCAGCAGCCAGUAAAGCUGCCUGCUUAUUUUGGAUCUGUUUAGUUUUAUUUAACAAAAAAAAAGCUGUGAUGAGUACUUUCAGAAUAUCGAUGAACCAGAUGCCAAAACUGAUGCAAAGAAACAGCAGAGGAAUGUUCAGUACUGUAGUCAAUAGUAAACUGACAUUACCUCACUUUUGCUGGUGUGCUUGAUGGAAUCAAACCUCCCACAUUACUGUUUGUUCCUGCAAUGAUUCUGUGUGGAAACAAGUUAUUUUUGAAAUGACAACUGACACUGAAGGUUAGUUAAUGCAAUGUGAAUUCUGAAAGUUCCCAUGUAGUCAUUGACUUCACGAUGGUCAGUGUUUAUGAAACAGGGUAACAAGCGGAUGCAUUCUUCUACAUAAUGAAAAUUUCAUUGUACAAAACAAAAUGCAAUUAGCAUUGCAGUAAUCAGUGUUAAUUCAAAAUGGUUCAAAAUUAAACAACCUUCUUGUAAUGAAUGUAAACCUUCUAAGUUAAUGGUACUUAUGUAAUUUAAAGAAAAUAACUAAUUCUGUAUCUGCAACAGGAUACUUCAUUCAUUUUCUGUCUUUUAAGAAUCAUCCGUGUAGUCUUUUUGGUAGUUUGGGAAAAGAAGCAUUAUGUUAAGAACAAAUUUCCUCUCAGGUAAAUUUGAUGUUGUAUUACCUUUUGUAAGUUUUGUAAAGAAAAACAAGUCAAUAUCAUCUGUCUAUAGGUUAAAUGUAUGCAAGACAAAAUGAAAUGCAAACUUUACUACCUAUGUGAUGAAGUGUAAAUACUUUACUGAAACAAUUGUCUUGAGGAUUGUUGGCUCUGAUAAAGCAAAGUGUAUAGAAAGACAAUCUGGUAUUUAGGCCGGUCCAUGCAUUUUUAUUGUCAUUGCUUGUAUUGUUAUUUGUUCCUUGAAAACAGAUUAAAAGGCGACAUUUUUGAAAAUAUUUUUGGUCUCUUGUUCCUUUCCUUUCCGUGCCUUGUGGCGCAUCGAAGCCAUUUCUUCUGCAUUUUUGUCUAUUUUUUUAUGAGGCCGAGUUGCUAGCUUGAUGCUCAGCCCAGGUGGAUGGGAAGCGUGCAAGAAGCCGACCAGAUUUGAAACUGGGACCUCUCGCCUUGAAGUCUGGUGCAGAUGCCACUGCACCACCGGUUGGUAAUAGUCCUUUAUUGCUCUAUCAUUAGAGCUCUCAGUAAAAACACAAUGAUCUCAAACUUCUGAUUCAGGGACAAAAAAAUUCAGGGAUUGUGAAGUAUUCACUGUUGAGUGUAAUUAGAAGUAUGUUUCUUGCUUUAACUUAUGUACAUUCAUUCACAUUUGUAGGAGUCACUUUUAUUUGUUUAAAAACACAUAGUUUUGGACAGUGGUUUCAUCACAUUUACUAACCUUGACU
Hypanus sabinus (Atlantic stingray) is the source of this 3050-nucleotide messenger RNA. RefSeq names its product GATA-binding factor 6-B-like. The transcript is spliced from 7 exons. Gene Ontology annotation, cellular component: nucleus. The record is from RefSeq and is a predicted model, not a curated record. NCBI's taxonomy places the organism in Eukaryota, Metazoa, Chordata, Chondrichthyes, Myliobatiformes, Dasyatidae. The coding region runs from base 176 to 1612 and encodes 478 amino acids. Gene Ontology annotation, biological process: cell fate commitment; epithelial cell differentiation; positive regulation of transcription by RNA polymerase II. Gene Ontology annotation, molecular function: DNA-binding transcription factor activity, RNA polymerase II-specific; zinc ion binding; RNA polymerase II cis-regulatory region sequence-specific DNA binding.